Molecule: messenger RNA, 741 nt
Organism: Peniophora sp. CBMAI 1063
Lineage: Eukaryota; Fungi; Basidiomycota; Agaricomycetes; Russulales; Peniophoraceae
Source: the annotation of a GenBank genome assembly
AUGGCCCCACCAAGCAUUAUACUCUACGACGCCCCUAAUGCUGCCCCCGAGGCCUGGGCCCCUAACAUGUGGCGUGUCCGGUUCAUACUCAACUACAAGCGACUUCCUUAUCGCACUGUCUGGGUCGAGUUCCACGACGUCGAGCGCGUCUUGCGUAGCGUCAAUGCUCCCCAUACCGCCAUCGCACGCGACGGGCGCCCAAUCUACACUCUGCCCGCCUUAGUGGACCCGUCCCGUUCACCUCACAACCCCGUCAUCCUCACGAAUCCGAACACGAUCGCGGAAUACCUCGAGGUCACAUAUCCGGCUCGUCCCGUAUACCCGCCGGGCUCUCGAGCACUGCAGUCGAUCUUCGUACAGUACCUGAUGGACGUCGUCUUACAGCCACUGCUGCCGAUCAUGGUGCCUCUUACCUACUCCCGUCUUCCGGCGCACGUCCGCCAGCACUUCCGAGGUGGCCCUUCCAUUCCAUCUGGCCCUCACCGCGCGCAAGCUUGGGAGGCCACGCGCGUGCGCUUCGAUCAGUUCGCCGCGAUGUUGGAGAAGAACAACAUGGGCGAUGGCGAUGGUGUCGUCGCUAUGGGUCGCGAAUUGACCUAUGCCGACUUCGUGCUGGCAUCCGUACUCAUGUGGAUCAACCGCGUCUCUCCGGACGAUGGGUGGAUUCAAGUCUGCCAGUGGAGCGGUGGUCGGUGGGCUCGGCUGUGGGAGCGCUGUACACCUUACAUGAACGUGCUUUGA